AUGGUAUUGGCCUUGCCCGAAGUUGACGAAUCCGUUGCCCUUCGGAUACCUGAGGAGCAACAAGGAGCCUUGUGCUGCGCAAUUAUUAGUCACGACAAUCCACAGGCCGAGGCAGUCCUCCCUGCACCUGCCGUAGAUCCAACGCAUGCUACGGAUGAUGAAGACUCACCAUGGCCUACGGCUAAGCUGGAGUUCACCCUUUUCGACGCGGGGAUGCAGUCAUCCGACUCCCAAUAUCUCCCACAGGAGAUACGCGAAGUGCUGCAGACACAUAGACAUGUUUUCCCCGGCAGCUUGCCACCAGGCUUGCCACCCAAGCGACCGCACAACCACCGCAUCCUUUUAGCCGCUGGCAAGCUCCCAACAAAAUCGGCACUUUACCGUAUGACUCCUGAUCAGCUUCGCUCCCACAAACAGGAAAUCAUCAAGCAGUCAUCACAUGGAUGGAUCGGUCCCACGUACUCCCCCAUCUGCGCACCGACGAUCGUGGUGCAUAAGCGAGAUGAUGGUACAGGCGAGCGUCAGAUGCUUAUGGUGGUUAACUACCAAUCCCUCAA
This is a messenger RNA of Eimeria acervulina, 557 nucleotides long. RefSeq names its product Vacuolar-sorting receptor 1, related. The transcript has a single exon. The record is from RefSeq and is a predicted model, not a curated record. The annotation marks the transcript as partial. Lineage: Eukaryota; Apicomplexa; Conoidasida; Eucoccidiorida; Eimeriidae.